GUAUAUACUGCAUCUUUUGCCUUCUUCGAGGCCCUCUGGGAGGGCGGCGUAAGCCAUGUCUUCGUCAACCUCGGUUCCGACCACCCUUCCAUCUUGGAGGCUAUGGUGAAAGGUCAGAAGGAGAAAAGGGACCAAUUCCCGAGAAUAAUUACUUGUCCCAAUGAGUACAGACUAACACAAGCUGUAAAGAUGGUCGCACUCUCAAUGGCCGAUGGCUACGCUCGCUUGACCGGUAAACCACAAGCUGUGAUCGUACACGUCGAUGUCGGAACACAAGGACUGGGCGCAGCAGUGCACAAUGCUUCCUGCGGACGUGCGCCAGUCCUGAUCUUUGCGGGUCUUUCCCCUUACACAAUUGAAGGCGAGACUCGCGGCUCGCGAACCGAAUAUAUCCAUUGGAUCCAAGAUGUCCCCGAUCAAAAGCAGAUCGUCUCGCAAUACUGCCGGUAUACAGGGGAGAUCAAGUCUGGCAAGAAUGUGAAACAGAUCGUCAACCGAGCACUGCAAUUCGCAACUAGUGAUCCCCAGGGCCCUGUUUAUCUAAUGGGAGCUCGUGAAGUGAUGGAGGAGGAUAUUGAGCCUUAUCAGCUCAAUCAGAGUAAUUGGGGCCCCGUGGCACCGACUGCACUACCUCCUUCGGGGAUUGAAUUGAUCACGGCUGAGCUUGCGGCUGCUAAGAAUCCACUGGUGAUUGUGGGAUAUACUGGCCGCAAUGCUCAAUCAGUGACGGAGCUGGUGACCUUGGCCAACCAUUUCAAGGGUAUCCGAGUCUUGGACACUGGUGGCAGUGAUAUGUGCUUCCCAGCUGAUCAUCCUGGGUGGCUCGGCUUGCGGUACCCCGGACAUGACCUCGUGAAGACGGCCGAUUUCAUCCUCGUAAUCGAUUGCGAUGUGCCUUGGGUGCCGACGCAGUUCAAGCCCUCUGCUUCCGCGAAGAUUAUCCAUAUUGAUGUGGAUCCAUUGAAGCAGCAGAUGCCUGUGUUCUACAUCCCAUCCAUGGCUACGUUCCGUGCUGAUUCGGCCACGGCUCUGAGACAGCUCAAUGAGCAUAUUGCCAGCAACAGUUCGCUUCAGCAGUUUGUAAGCUCAAGCGAAAACAGUUCAAUGGGCCAACUGCGUGAGCAAGACUAUGUGAAACGCCGUAAGGAAAUUGCCGAUUUGGCGGUAGUUCCAGCAGGUGGCGAUAGUGCUCCUCUUAAUAUCUCCUAUAUGAUGGCGCAAGUUCGCAAGGGUGUCCCCUUGGAUACCAUCUGGGCAAUUGAAUCUGUGACGCUCACCCAUCAAGUUUCGGAUCAGGUUGGUGCUACACUGCCGAACUCCUGGAUCAACUGUGGUGGAGGAGGCUUGGGUUGGUCUGGCGGUGGUGCCCUGGGUAUCAAGCUUGCUUCCGACGUGCAACAUGGUGGCCCUGGCAAGGGCAAAUUUGUCGUCCAAGUUGUAGGAGACGGGACUUUCUUGUUCUCUGUUCCUGGAUCUGUCUACUGGAUCGCACGGCGGUAUCAGAUCCCUGUUCUGACUAUCGUGCUGAACAACAAGGGAUGGAAUGCACCCCGACGAAGCAUGCUACUAGUCCACCCUAACGGGGAUGGAUCGCGUGCUACAAAUGAAGAUUUGAACAUCUCAUUUGCCCCGACACCGGAUUAUUCGGGCAUUGCUAAAGCUGCAGCAGGUGGCGAGCUGUGGGCUGGUCGAGCUUCUACUGUUGCUGAGUUAGCUCAGAAGCUGCCGGAGGCCAUUCAGAGCGUGUUGAAUGGCAAAGGCGCGGUCCUGGAGGCACAGCUGGAUGGAACUGCGGGCAAAUAUGUCGAGCGCUCAAACCUUUAG
This is a messenger RNA of Penicillium cataractarum, 1824 nucleotides long. RefSeq lists its product as uncharacterized. The transcript is spliced from 3 exons. Gene Ontology annotation, biological process: L-valine biosynthetic process. The record is from RefSeq and is a predicted model, not a curated record. Gene Ontology annotation, cellular component: mitochondrion; acetolactate synthase complex. The annotation marks the transcript as partial. Gene Ontology annotation, molecular function: acetolactate synthase activity; flavin adenine dinucleotide binding; magnesium ion binding. NCBI's taxonomy places the organism in Eukaryota, Fungi, Ascomycota, Eurotiomycetes, Eurotiales, Aspergillaceae.